GCAGAUUAGAAAAACGAAAAACAGACGGCAGUGGGAUUUGGAUGGUGUUGCCGCAUCCGUUCAUGAGGUAUGACUGUGUUAAGACGGUGCACGAAGAAAUUGCGGCUCAUUUCGGCGUACGAAUCACGGAGUCCGCUAUCGACAAAAAUGAGUGGUACUGGUUCAAUAUCCACGACGAUGUGAAGUACAUCGUCGCCAACUGUCAAGUCUUGAGGCCCGGUCAUCGGGAACUUAUCGCGCAAGAUAUCACGAUCCCUGUAGCGGAGCUGGCGGAUGACCUCCCUCUGGACAUCAUCGUGCAAGACGACGAGCAUCCGGUUCCCCACCUGCUCUCUCGCACAUUGACACCUUACCUUCAGUGGUCGGCUUGUGUAGAGGGAGCCGCAGAACGCAUCCCGCCGUCGCAGCAACAGUAUUUCGAUCCCCGGACGACUCUCGAUCCUGCCUUCUUCAGGUACCCUACAGCGGAGCAGUUUGCUGCCAUCCGAGAAGAAGAGGAGGAAGAAGAGAGCACCGGGAGUGACGAAGGAGAAGACGCGCGGGAAGAAGGCGGGGAUAUCGACGAAGUGCUCGGUGAAGAGGACAAACCCCCCGAGGAAGGAAGCUAUAGCGAGCAUAGCGAGGGGGAACAGAGCGAAGAAGAAGAAGACGAGGAAGAAGAAGAGGAGCAUGAAGAGGAACCUGCUGGAUCGGAGUGGGAAGCUGUGCCGGAAGAAGCACUGCAUACAGGCACGGAGGCGGAGGACCCCGAGGCAGCCCGCAAAAGAGAAGAAUUCGCGGCCGGAAAGAAUUUAGAACUCGCGAGCGUGGCGAAUGUCAUGGUCAUAGGCGCCGUUGAUAUCGUUGAUGUUGUUGAUGUGAUUAUUGCUGUUGCAGAUGUCAUCGUCGUGAGCACCGUUGCGGUUGUUGAAGCGUUUGUUGCUUUGUAGAUAUCAUUAUCUUAUCCGCUGCCGGUGGUGAUGAAGUUGUCGUCACUGUUUUGUGAGUCAUUGAUGGAACGCCUGUCGAUAUUUAGCCACUUACAGCAUUUGUGUCUGAUGACGUCGCCCCUGGUGUAGUUGCCGUUAUCGUUGUUGUUGACUCGAACUCGGCAGAAUAAGUGAUGACAGGAUUGGGGACACCAGCUUGCAGCUGAGCUUUGGUCGUCAGCCUCGCCUUCAGCUCAUCGUAGUAAUCUACGCCCUGGUCGAAAGUCAUGUUACAACUGUUUAUCAGAGUCUGAGCCCGCUGCCAAUCAACAAAAGCCUCUAGUGCUG
Chara braunii is the source of this 1256-nucleotide messenger RNA. NCBI's taxonomy places the organism in Eukaryota, Viridiplantae, Streptophyta, Charophyceae, Charales, Characeae. The record is from the annotation of a GenBank genome assembly.